Molecule: messenger RNA, 1186 nt
Organism: Drosophila arizonae
Lineage: Eukaryota; Metazoa; Arthropoda; Insecta; Diptera; Drosophilidae
Product: methyltransferase-like protein 22
Biological process (GO): protein methylation
Cellular component (GO): nucleus
Molecular function (GO): protein methyltransferase activity
Source: RefSeq, a predicted model, not a curated record
CUCAGAGUUAAAUGCUGCAUCUCUAAUAAAAGCAUUAACAAUUUUCAAUGUCGCUCGCUUAUUUACGAAAUUGGCAAACAGCCAGAAAAAUAGAUAAAUUAUUAGUUGGAUGUUGGUAUAUAAGGCAAUCAGAUGUACACGGUCAAGUCGGAAAUCUACAGCGAGACAAACUACCAGCCAGUGCACGAUGCUGAAGGCAACAUUGUAUCAAAAUUUCGUUUUCGCUAUCCUGACGAGCAGCUACCUAACGGUAAAGCUAAAGUAGAUAAUGAUGGUGAUCUGGAGGUGCAGCGUCCAAAGCGCGGCAUCAUAGAAAUCGAACAUUCCGAUGCAACGGAACUUAAGCUAGUUGGUCUCCAAGUUUGGCGUGGAGCGUUGCUCCUGGCAGAUUUUGCCUUUCAUCAAAGGGAAGCAUGGAGCUCCAAGACAAUCCUGGAGCUGGGCGCUGGAGUUGGUUUGACCAGCAUUACAGCAGCUAUGAUGAACAAAGGUCAAGUCUAUUGUACCGACGUGAAUCUCGGCUGCAUUCUCGAGCUGAUGCGCAAGAAUGUCCAACGAAAUAGGCAGCUGCUGCAAGGCCACAUCUCUGUGCUGGAAUAUGACUUCCUUGCUCCAAGAUCUCAGCUCAGCAAAGAACUGAUUGCCGCCAUCGAUGAUAGUGAUAUAAUCUUGGCAGCGGAUGUCGUCUAUGAUGAUACGCUCACCGACGCCUUCGUCGCAGUCAUGGAGCACAUACUGGAGCGUGGAGAGAAGACUGGCAGAGCUAAGUGCAUCUACAUGGCCAUGGAGAAGCGUUAUGUGUUCACCCUGGAGGAUUGUGAUUCUGUGGCGCCCAUGUAUGAGCAUUUCCUAAGGCAAAUACUGAAGAAGCCUUGGCGCAUGGAGGAGUUGCCUUUGGAUUUUCCACAAUAUUUUGAAUAUGAGCGAUGCCCGCAGCUGGUGCUGAUGCGCAUUAGCAGACGUUGACGCCUCUACUGUACAGUAAUCUACCUAAAUGUGAACACACUUGUGUUUAUAAAUAAAACAGUUUGUUAGAUUUUAUUUUAGUUUCGCAUAGAGGAUUGCAACAAAUAGAAAUAUUUUUGUACAAUAUUUAACAAUUUGCAUCGUAUGCAAGACCAUAAAUUCCCACAGCUAUAAAAACUUUGUCUUUUGCCUUAAGAUUAAAGAUUCACUUUAAGUUUAA